CUCCAUUGACGAUCCACAUCCAUACUCCCAAGCCCUCAGCAAUCACAUCAAAAGCCCACUAGUCCCUCCGGCUCCAGCCAAGUCUCUGGUCGUGCCGCGCGCAGGCAAAAUCGUUGGUUGCGGUUAUUGCGGUUGCCAGGCGCAACACAACCAGAACGACAUCAUCAGACUCCACCAUAAACCCACUCAACCUUCACCAUACCCCCCAAAUUCAACGACUACACACCUCCACCCACUCUCGACGAGAAAACUAUCCUUACGGUCGUACCACACGUCACAGUCCACACGCACGAUGCCUCCCCGCCGUCGAGCCGCCGCCCACGGCGCCCAGGCCACCCUCUCCUUCGGCAACCAGUCCCGAGUCACCAAACCAUCCAGCACCCCGACUGCAAUCCACAAGGCCAAGAGCCUUGAUUCUCCCGUCGACGUUUCUCCGUCAGGAACUCCAGAGCCUCAGCAGGUUCUUGCCGAUGCGCACCCUUCGAAGCCUCAUGUCGCCGAGCUAGCGGUCCGACAGCAAGCAGCUGCAGAACUGAAGGAGCCCCUCUCUGCUGACGAUGAGCGGGCGUUGAAACUGACUCGAAAGGACUUACAGUCAUACUGGAAGCGGGAGGAGCAGAAGCGGAAGGCUCCACGGGUUCACCAGGCCGAUUUAGAUCUCGAGGAGAAGAUCCUUCGUCACUUUGAUCUGUCCAGCCAAUAUGGGCCGUGCAUUGGUAUCGCUCGAGUCAAGCGCUGGCGACGGGCGAAUAUGCUGAAACUGCAGCCUCCCAUCGAAGUGCUGGCGGUUCUUCUGCAAGAUGGGAAUGUGAAAGAGCGGGCGCAUAUGGACGAACUACUCUCCUAGUAGGUUCCACGAGAGGCGAUGAUAGAAAAGGCAGAGAGUCUGGUCUUCUGGAUCCACCGUUCACGGGUUGAACCCGCACUUGGGGGAGAUGAUUUACUUUCAAGCGGGCGUUUGGGACUGUAUAUUUAGCAAUGGGCAACGGGAUAUGAAUUCAAUGGUGUUUGAACAUUUUGC
Penicillium brasilianum is the source of this 1021-nucleotide messenger RNA. NCBI's taxonomy places the organism in Eukaryota, Fungi, Ascomycota, Eurotiomycetes, Eurotiales, Aspergillaceae. The record is from the annotation of a GenBank genome assembly.